Messenger RNA from Rotaria sordida, 2250 nucleotides. The record is from the annotation of a GenBank genome assembly. Lineage: Eukaryota; Metazoa; Rotifera; Eurotatoria; Philodinida; Philodinidae.
AUGGAUGGAAAAUCUCGAGUUGGCCAUCCUUCUAGAGAAUGGUUAGAUGAUAUCACAGAUUGUGAUACAGUCAUGAGUGUCGAAGAAGUGAAAUCAUCGAAAGAGAUCCAACAUAAGAAGGUGACCAUAAUUAAUAUUCCAGAAGUACCACCACUCAAUGGCAAUUGGAAGACGAUCGAUCUUGAUGCUUUGUAUGAUACCGAAAAACGUUAUUUGACCAAAUGUGAUUUGGAUGAUGUCUACAGAAUACUCGAAUCUUCAUCUAAUGGACUCACAGAUAACCAGAUCAACGAACGUCUCGCGAAAUUUGGUUCAAAUACAAUCGAACACAAAGAUCGUAAUCCGAUCAUUCAGUUCUUUCUUUUCAUGUGGAAUCCGCUUUCAUGGGUAAUGGAAGCUGCUGCUAUAGUGGCUAUUGCAUUAAGCAAUGGUGGUGGUGAACCUCCAGAUUGGCCAGAUUUUAUCGGCAUUGUUUUGCUUCUUCUUAUUAAUGCCACUAUUGGUUAUAUCGAAAAAUAUCGAGCUGGUAAUGCUGUUAAAGCAUUGAUGGCUUCCUUAGCACCGGAAUGUCGAGUGAAACGCAAUAAUGGUAUAUGGUCGACAAUACAGGCUAGUGAGCUUGUUCCAGGCGAUAUUGUUGCUAUUAAAUUAGGAAAUAUAGUGCCGGCUGAUGCUCGAAUCGUGUCGUCACCUGGUGGAACAAUAUCUUUGGAUCAAGCAGCCCUCACUGGUGAAUCAUUACCUGCAUCCAAAACAAUCGGUGAUACAAUUCUUUCAUCGACCAUAUGCAAACAGGGCGAAUGCGAAGCAAUAAUCAUUGCUACUGGAAUAAAUACGGAAUUUGGACGUGCAGCAAAGAUUGUUGAUGGCGCAAGAGAUGAAGUAGGCCAUUUGCAGAUGAUCUUAGCCAAAAUUGGCAAUUUUUGCAUUGUUGGCAUCGCCAUUUUUAUCAUCGCCGAAAUCUUUGUCAUGUAUGUCGGAUUUCACUACAGUUAUCGACAAGGAAUCAAUAAUAUUCUGGUUUUACUCAUUGGAGGAUUGCCGAUCGCUAUGCCAACCGUAUUAUCGGUCACUCUGGCUAUUGGUGCGAAAGAAUUGUCCGCUCGUAAGGCAAUUGUCACUCGCAUUACAGCGAUUGAAGAGCUCGCUGCUGUAACCAUUCUCUGUUCCGAUAAAACUGGAACACUGACGCAGAACAAAUUAGUUAUUGAUAAAGAUACAAUUGUGAAAUAUACGGAUGUUGAACCAAAUGACAUCAUACGUUAUGCAGCCUAUGCAUGCAAUCAAGAAAAUUCCGAUGCAAUUGAUACAUGCGUAUUAGAUUCUUUUGGCAAAGCUGAUUCAAUAGACGAAAUGAUUAUCGUCAAAUCGUUUUGUCCGUUUGAUCCAACAACUAAACGAACAGAAGUGAUCUACCAAGAAAAAUCGAGUUUGUCGAUAUAUCGAGUUACGAAAGGAAUGCCUGAAACUAUUCUACGACUGUGUACAAAAGACAACUUAGAAUCAGCAAACGAACGGGAGAAAGUACGAUCAGAUGUCAAUAAAUUUGCAAAACGUGGCUUACGUGCCUUGGCUGUGGCCAUUGCCGCUGGCAAUGAAAAUUUCACAUUGAUUGGACUUUUGCCCAUUUUCGACCCACCACGAGAAGACACGAAAGACACAAUCACGAAAGCAAUUGCACUGGGCAUCAGAGUUAAAAUGAUUACGGGUGAUCAGCUAGAAAUUGCCAAAGAGACAGGACGUCGUUUGGGCAUGGGUGAUGUAAUGUAUGUGUAUGAAGAUAUAAUCAAUUCAAAAGAUGGGCAACAAUCAUCCAUAGACGAAGACAAAAUCAAUGAAACAGUUCUCGAAGCAGAUGGAUUCGCCAGCGUCUUUCCCAACCAUAAAUUUGAAAUUGUGGAACGACUCCAAGAUAUGGGUCAUCUAGUGGCUAUGACUGGUGACGGAGUUAAUGAUGCUCCGGCUCUGGCCAAGGCCAAUGUUGGUGUGGCUGUAUCAGAUGCAUGUGAUGCAGCUCGAUCAGCUGCUGCUAUUGUUCUCACUGAACCGGGUCUUUCAAUCAUUAUCGAUGCAGUACACGAACGACCAACUCUCCUGUUGAUUGCUGCUUUUGUCAUCACGCAAUUGUGUACCACAUUGAUUGCUGUCUAUGCCAAUUGGACAUUUACCGAGAUCGUUGGCUGUGGAUGGGCUUGGGCAGGUAUUGUUUGGAUCUAUAAUCUCAUUUGUACGGCAGUUGAAAAUGCUUAA